Messenger RNA from Coffea arabica (coffee), 1910 nucleotides. Its product is annotated as transcription factor TCP4-like. Gene Ontology annotation, molecular function: DNA-binding transcription factor activity; sequence-specific DNA binding. NCBI's taxonomy places the organism in Eukaryota, Viridiplantae, Streptophyta, Magnoliopsida, Gentianales, Rubiaceae. Gene Ontology annotation, cellular component: nucleus. The record is from RefSeq and is a predicted model, not a curated record.
GCCACCAAAGAAACGCUCCUACUUCCCUUCUUCGUCUUCAACCGAACCGGAAGACUACGAACAUGCGAGAUUGCGAGAGAAAAUGGGAGAAAAUUUUCACCACCACCACCAACUUCAACAGCAGCAGCAGCAGCAACCCACAACCCGCCAAAGUUCUUCAAGACUAAGCGGUUUAAGGAACAGCACUGGGGCCGGCGAGAUCGUGGAAGUCCAAGGCGGGCACAUUGUGAGGUCUACGGGGCGCAAAGACCGCCACAGCAAGGUCUGCACUGCCAAAGGCCCAAGGGACCGCCGUGUGAGGCUAUCUGCCCACACUGCCAUUCAAUUCUACGAUGUCCAAGACCGCCUUGGCUACGACCGCCCCAGUAAAGCUGUCGAUUGGCUCAUCAAGAAAGCCAAGUCUGCUAUUGAUGAGCUUGCCGAACUGCCUGCUUGGCAUCCCACAACUGGUUCAGUGGCAGCAAACACGAGUUUUGAGCAAGACCAGCAAGCCCAAAAAAGUCGAGCUGAUAAUCUUCAAAACCAGCAGCAGCAACAUUUAGGUGUCACCCACCAUGAUGAUGUGGUGGGCGCUGCUAUUGCUGCUGGCCCUUCUAGUAAAAGGGUAAUGCCAAUGUUGGGCAGUGAAAAUGCCCAACAGGGCUUGCACCAAACUGAUAGUGCUGCAAAUCCAAGUGGAAAUAGCUCGAGUUUUCUGCCUCCUUCUCUGGACUCGGACUCAAUUGCUGAUACUAUCAAGUCCUUUUUCCCAAUGGGGGCUUCUGCUGAGGCUAAUUCCUCAGCUAUGCAAUUUCAGAGCUUUCCACCUCCAGAUUUGCUCUCAAGAACCAGUAGUCACCCCCAAGAUCUGCGGCUUUCUUUGCAGUCAUUUCAAGAUCCCAUUUUGCUCCACCAUCACAACCAACAACAAGCUCAGCAUCAUCAGAACCAUCCCACAAGCCAACACCCUGAACAAGGUGAGGCCCUUUUCUCUGGAAAUACUCAACUUGGUGGGUAUGAUGCUGCAGCCUGGUCUGAACACCACCAGCAGCCUGCAGAAUUAGGCCGGUUUCAUCAGAGACUGAGUGCUUGGAAUGCCAGUGGAGACGGUGGUGGUGCAGGAGCAGGAGGAUACUUGUUCAAUUCGCAGGCGACGCCUCAGCCUUUCCUGCAGCAAUUGUUCGGCCAAAACCAGCUUUUUUCUCAGAGGGGACCCCUUCAGUCCAGUAAUACACCUUCAAUUCGUGCUUGGAUGGAUCCAUCAGCUAUAUCCAUCGCCACUGCAGAUCAUCACAUUCCACACCAUCAGGCAGUGCUGCCAAUUUAUCCAUCGUCGAUAUCUGGCAUUGGAUUUGCCCCUGGAGUAGGCGGAUUCUCAGGGUUCCGCAUUCCUGCACGAAUUCAAGGUGAAGAAGAGGAGCACGAUGGCAUAUCAGACAAGCCAUCCUCUGCUUCCUCAGAUUCUCGCCAUUGAGUUAGCUCAAAACAACUGCAAUUUCCCUCUCUUUUUGCAUUACAGGAGUUAAAUUGCAGUUGCGGUGGGCAAUCUUGGAGUUCCAAGUUUUCAGCUUUGUCGCUGCUAGAGCUUCAAAAUUGCUGCAAUUGGAGCAGAGAGAAUUCAGUGAGUUUAACUCAAUAAUGGCGCCUACCACGGGAAGAAGAAUUCUGAGUGUAGUUUCAGGUUUUUCAAUCCCGGUUUAGCAUGCUAUGUUAAAUUUGUUUAACUUCCCAGCUUUAGCUUCAUGUUUAAACGAGCUCUUGUAGCUCAACUUUGUUAAGUUAUUUGGAAUUUGCUUUGUGUCUGUUGGUUUUGUGGUGAUGCUUGCUUCAGUUUCUCUUUAUGAACUAGAAUUGCUGAAAAUGUUCCAAUGUGUUCGAUGAAUAUGUUCAUGUGACGCCUUAGAGCGAAUUUCAGAUUGCUGUUGCUGUCA